AUGAAGAGCCCAAUUGUGCGGUCCAUAUUGGGCGCCCUGUGCGUCUUCAUCAUCAUCAUGGCUACCAUGCACAAUGACAGCCUUCACGUUCGCUCCAAGCUGUUCGAGCAAGCCGGCAGGACUGGAUCCUCACACGCCUCCCAGCAGCAUCUCGACAGCAAACCUGCCUCGUCACCCAAGGUCAAAAUGGAUUGCAACGCCGACCUAGCCCACUUGACUCAGAUCAAAGAGCGCUAUAAUCUCGAGGACAGGUUUCAAUACAUGAAGCGCUACGUCCGAUUUACUCGCAAAGACGGCCUCGAACGCAAGCGAAUGACCAAGCUCUCCCAGAAACUGCUCCCUGAUAGCUUCAGAACGGUUGAGCUGAGCAAAGGCUUCGGUGGAGGUGAUGUGUGUGCUGCUCCCCUUGAGGUUGACGUGCCCGCGUCAGACUACCCUCGCACCGUCAACGCGUCCGACUACAUCUUUGGAGUCUCGACCACGUACAAACGCUUCAUGGACGCAAGCACGACGCCCAUCAACGAGUGGAUCUUUUGGCUCACCGACAGCCACGGCAACUCAAACGGCGGCAAGCUGCUGCUCAUGCUCCUCGAUGCCACCGACGAUCAGCUUCAAGAGGUGGCCAACAUGCUGGGCGACGUGGGCAUCGAUGUCGACGUCUACCACUCCGACUCGUCUGUUGAGAUGGCCGUCCGAUACCUGACUCUGGUGCCAACUCUCUUCACCCAUCCCGAAGCAAAAAGCAGAAAGUGGCUGGUAACUUGUGAUGACGACACCUUUUUCCCCAACAUGCAUGGCCUCAUUGAGAAAAUGGCGACCUUUGACCACACAAGGGACAUGUACAUUGGCACUUUGUCCGAAGACGUCGGUGCCAUUGAGCGUCACGGCUCUCAGGCCUUUGGAGGAGCGGGCGUCUUCCUGUCGCGGUCUAUGGCAGAGAAAAUCACUGGCCACUUUGGCGGCUGUACCACGCAGGCCAAGAUUCUCGAGUCCAACUCCGGCUGGGGUCCUCAGGGCGACAUCAUCCUGCGCAAGUGCAUCUACGAAAACACAGAGGUGCGAUUGACCACUCUCUGGGACCUCUGGCAGCUCGACUUUUUCGGCCACCCCAGUGGUUUCUACGAAUGGGGCAUCAAGCCGCUCUCGCUGCAUCAUUACCGUGGCGGCGGCUGGCACAGCGCCAAGCCUGGACAAUACACCAAGAUUGCCCACGCGUGUGGCGAGGAUUGCACUCUGAUGCGCUUCCAAACCACGGACGACUUCAUCAUCUCGGGCUACUCCAUUGCCCACUAUCCCCAAGGCAUCACUUUCGAUACCAACCAGCUGGAAGCCACUUUGUACGCUGCGCCUGAGAACAAGGGCUGGAACCUUGACUUUAUGUUUGGCCCGCGGCGACAGUCGCUCCUCAAGACGGGGCGCAAGAUUUCCUGGGAGCUUCAGGAGUCCGAACUCCAAUCGGAUGGUUCCGUUCUGCAAACAUAUACGCGAAGCAGAAAUGACGAGAGAUGGGUCCACGCCGAUAAGCAGCCAAUGAGCAACAUUGACGGUGUCAUUGAGCUUGUUUGGAUCCCCUCAUAA
Messenger RNA from Trichoderma breve, 1578 nucleotides. RefSeq names its product fringe-like domain-containing protein. Bases 1 to 1578 code for a protein of 525 amino acids. Gene Ontology annotation, cellular component: membrane. The transcript has a single exon. Lineage: Eukaryota; Fungi; Ascomycota; Sordariomycetes; Hypocreales; Hypocreaceae. The record is from RefSeq and is a predicted model, not a curated record. Gene Ontology annotation, molecular function: acetylglucosaminyltransferase activity.